Messenger RNA from Erpetoichthys calabaricus (reedfish), 514 nucleotides. Its product is annotated as small integral membrane protein 26-like. Gene Ontology annotation, cellular component: mitochondrion. The transcript has 2 exons. The record is from RefSeq and is a predicted model, not a curated record. NCBI's taxonomy places the organism in Eukaryota, Metazoa, Chordata, Cladistia, Polypteriformes, Polypteridae. Bases 47 to 346 code for a protein of 99 amino acids.
AGACGUAGUUGAGUUGUUGUUGGGUUUAUGUCUGGCAGCCGUGGACAUGAAAAGUGCGUUUAAAUGGAACGUGCGCGCCUCGUUAGUUUACGCCAUAGGCAUUUGGACAAUGUUUGGAUCAAUGGUGUACUUUAAUUACGGUAAAAAGUGGAAUACCGAUGAAGGGAAGAAAUCACCAUUUGAUAUGGAAGCUGAAGAGUCAGAUAAUUUGAAAGUGAUGAAAAUAUCACCUAACUUUGUGGUGACCGCAACAUACAAGGAAAAUUAUGUACCACUUACAAGCAGAAUUGCCAAGUACCUGAAAUCAUUUGGAAACAGUGCUGAAGACGAUGUCUCUGAAAAGUAAAGACCUUUUCCAGUUGUACUGUAUGUAAAGGAGCCAGACUCUAUUGUGUUGUUCACAUAUUUAUGGAUAAUAUUCAGAUAAACUCACAUUGUUGUAUAUAACAGUCCUUUCAGUUUGAUCAGUUUUUUACAAAAGACAACUGUAUAUAAUAAAACUAUGAAUUUAAAA